AUUUAUUCUAUGAUUCUCUGCUAAGAGAAUUUAAACACUACGUUCAAUGUUGCGUAUUGCCUACAUUUUGUGACUACUGAGUUGAUUUUCGAUUUCAGGCUCACGGUUAGUUGAGUUUUUACAAGUUCCAGUCUUGAUGCAUUAGUAUGUAUUUUGUGAGUUGAGUUAUCAUCAAGUCCGUGUCUACUAAUAUUUUAUAUACAGUGCACUUUCUUAUUUCUUAUAAUUUUUUUGAUGAAUGGUUUCGAUAAUAUAAAUGGUUUCAGUACAAUAAACGUUCAAUUGCAAGUAUUUUUUACGCUAAUAUACGCAUAAACAAUCAAUAAAAAUUCAGAAGUCGGCAGAAUGGAAGAACUACGCACCAAACAUAAACAAGUUGCUGCACAUCACAAUAUAGCUUUGGAUUGCAUUAAUCCACAGUCUACUUUGUCCAUACAUGUCUGUACAUUUGGAUCUAAUAGACUUCACAUGGCUCUCCGUAUCAUGUACAUCCAUUUCCUUCUCCAGUUCGUCUACAACAUGCUUUUCAAGCACAGCCCAGCCCUAAGAUGUUUCACCCAAAAGGACUUAAACCACAUCUUGAUUCAAGAGCAUACUGCACACCUAAUGACAGUCCAGUGUUGGGUCGGGCACUAUGCUUUACGCCAAGAGGGAGUCCCCUACCUAAUCGUGUUUCUCACUUAAAUGACAAAUUUCAAGACUCCCUCACACUCAACUCAGACACGGAUGCUUUGGUAGCCAAAAUAAGUGCUAUGUUCCCUACUGUCAGUGAAACACAUAUUCGUAUAUUGCUCAAAAAAUACUACAACCGUGAGGCUGUUGUAAUAAGUGCUUUGCAAGUUGAGAAGCAUCCAAUCACAACGCCAGGGCCACUCUCCAUGUCUCCAUCAGCCGCUCGUCUACACAAAGGUGCACUAGGAGUAUAUUCUGCUUUGCAGCUUGCAAAAGGUGUUUCAGGUUCUUUACAUGGAUCAACUCACACCACAUUAACUUUAACUCCUCAAGGUUCACCUCUUUUACUUCGUCCAUCAUCUGGCGCUUCAAGUUAUUUUGGUACCAAUAAAUCAGUUGAAUUCCACCCUGUAAAACAACAAUCACCAAAAAUGAAAUUGAAAUAUCUCAAGAGUGUUUUCCAAAAAGCUGAAGAGACUCUUAUAUUGGAUGUGUUGGCAAAUAAAGAUAAUAAUGUUCAAAAAGCAAGUGAGGAGCUAAUGUCGAUGGGUUUUAUUAAAAAAGAAACAAUAAUAAACUUAAAUAAGAAGGAAAAAGAAACAUCAAUCAAGUCAGCAGAGGAAACCAAAACGAAUUUAAAAACACCUGAAGAAAAGCAAAAUUUGAAAUCAAAGCUAAUAAAGAAAUUUGAUAUGAUUGCCGAAAAAGUAAUUAUCAUGGCGUUGGAUAGUGUCGACUACAAUGACGAGAGAGCUGAGCAAAUUUUAAAAGCUGUUGUGCAAGAAAAUAACUUACCAAAAAAUACUAUAACUUUUGAUCACAAGGAUUCAAGACGCCCAGACAGUAAUGAAAAAUUUGGUUUGUGCGUGAGUUCUACGGAGUUGGAGACGAAAGCUGUGCCUCCUGAGAUUGUCACUCGCCGUAUCAAGACUUGGACUCAGCACUUAAAACCGAUUCUUAAAUCUAGCAAAAAUGUGGAGACAAAGUACAAGUCACAGUAUUCAAUAACCAACAGUGGCCCAAACCAAUUGUUAAGACAAGGACCUAAGGACAGCAUCCUUUUAGAAGAAUACAUGACGUGGAAUGGGCCAAAUCCGAAACUACGUAACGGUCAAAGUGUGAAACCCGAGGGGCCCGAAUUGCGGACGAAUUCUGCGGUAUCAUUGGCUAGAGGCCCGUCAAGCCUCGCAAAAGGGCCUGCUGGAUUAGCAAAAGGUUCUAUAUACCAAAAAUUAAAUAAGAAAUCAACUAAAAUUGUGGUGUAAAUGAAUACUGCGCUUCGUUCACUAGAUCUUCAUGUAUUGUAUGUAUCUGUCUUGCCAUAAAUGCUGUUGCAAUUUUCUCUCUAUUCCGUAAAACAUUUAUAGCGUAGGGUCUAUUAGUUCUCACAUUAAAUAUCAUUAAAUUAGGAGUGAUAGUGCUAUCUGAGUCCUAAGGGACACAACCGAAUUGGGCACGGAGAAAUACCAGUCUCCCACUUAAAAUUGACGUGAAAUAGCAGCUUUACCGCUGUUUUGUUCGGGUCUGUGAGAUACAACCAGAGAUAAAUGACAGCAUGGAUUACAAAAAGACAACUCGAGAACGGCACCAGACUAUUCUGUUCAGUAUCUCUGAAUGUGGGUCUACCUUAACGGGACAUUGGCACUUUUGUGGAAUAACUUCCACAGAAGCCACAGUAGGAAGAAGAGAGAGAAUCUCUGAAUGUGGCCGGCAAAAUUUAGUACACUUUAAUCCUAAGAAGAAAUAACUUUGAGCGUUCACCAACUAAAAAUCUCUCUUAUUCAUUUCCAUUCGAUUCGAGAUCAUUCCUUCAACAGCUUACUCGGCCCGACCUUCGAAAAGAGUUCAGUUCCGUGGUCACUUGGAAGGGAAGGCAAAAUGGGCAUCUAAAAAGCUUUUUGUACUCAGUAAGAACAGACAGUACUUCACUUUGUGGGAAAAUUCUUCUCUGCCAUUCUUAUGGAUUGUUUUAGGUACUCCAAAUUUUAAUGAUAUUUCAUUUGGCCCCAUAACUACUUUGUAUAACGCUAUCACACCAAUUCGUUUCCAUUUAUCAUUCCACUUUACUUUGAUAUCAUAAGAAUAUUGUAUUUGUUUUUAUUAACGCGAGUAUUACACAUUUAAAUAAAAUAGUUUUAAGAGGAUAACAACGCGUGUACGAAUGAUUACAGCUCGUGUAAAAAGGACUUUGUCGGUAAACUUUGCCAAGAACUAUAUUAUGUCUACAGCAUUUACCACCACUGAAGCAAAAAAUUGCGCUAAACUACAUAAUGAUAUAUUGUCCCCCUGAAGACGUGCUCUGCCAAGGUCACGAUACGUCAGGAUAAAUAAAAUAAAAAUAAAAAUGUAGUUUUUACGCAAAAACCCAAUGUAAAAUACAGUUACAAUGGACACGCGUUUUAAUUAUUCUAAAAGUAUUUAUUUAAAUCAUAAGAUUAUAUAACAAAAUUGUAAAUGUAAGCAUAAUAAUUGUAACAGUAUAUUUAUGGCCAGACUAAUUUUUUUUGUAUUUACUCUCUGAAUUGUUAGUUUACAUAAUUCCUAGUUUUAUUUAACGGUAACUAAUUAUAAUUGUAGUAUUAGUAGACUGUUUCACAAUGUACAAGUAAAGUUACGAAUAGGCUACUGGCUACUUAUCUAUCGAAUAAAGACAUCAUUUGCGUUUCACAAUGUAUAGUGUUAUUUAGCAGACAAGCGCCAUUUAAAUUACGGAUGGAUCUAGUAGCAAAUAUCAUAGUUCUCUGCCGGGUACUGGAUAGCCUGACAGUGUCAAGCAUUUCACAAAAUAAUGUCAAUUUAUAUAAUGGCUCCUAUUGGAUUGUGAAGGUUAGAUGCUAAAAGGAAAAAAAGUUUACAUAUGUGAUCCCAGUCACUAGUAGACACUCCCUGUGUGACACAACAAUAUGAAAAACAGUCCCAAAGAAAUACGCAAGCGCUUCAGUUAAUACUAGUGUUUGCGCCCCACGUGUUUCUGAUAACGGUAAAAUAUUAAUCUGCCGGUUUACAUGGUGGUGGAUUUUAUUGUGAAAAUAGUGGUAGAAGUGCUAUUUAGAGAUAAAAUUGUGCCACUAGCUGUGAUACGUUAUUUCCUAAUAUCCGGACGACCGAGCCUUGCUCGGAUUUUUAAGAAUGUACAAAACUUGAACAAAAAAAAAACUAAUAGGACAUCUGGAUUCGAACCGGGGUCUUCUGCUUUCCGGAUCACCCAAUGUCCCAUCUGAGCUAUAAUAGUCUUGUAUAUAGUGGCGAAAUUUACCUUUGUAUUCUAAUGUUAUUGUAGCUGUUUCUCAUUCAAACAUGGAUAAAACAAUUUUUUUUAAAUUGAAACCUAGCUAGAUCGAUUUAUCACCCCCGAAAUCCCCUGCAUACUUAAUUUUAUGAAAAUCGUUGGAGCCGUUUCCGAGAUUCAGAUUAUAUAUAUAUAUAUAUACAAGAAUUGCUCGUUUAAAGAUAUAAGAUAAGAAAUAGUUUUUUUUUUUAAUUUUCAUUUCGUAAAACUGAACUAAUGAGUGCGAGGUUGACAGACUGACCUGCCAGAUAAGUUAUCUAGUACAUAAGCAUAGCAGUGAAGUGAUUGUGAAACGCAAUCUUUUUUAUUCGGAAUUUUUAUGUAGCCAUUAUCUAGCCUAUGACAAUUUGAUUCUUUACUUGUACAUUGUGAAUCAUCCUUGAAUGAGAUUACCCUGCUAGCGUAAAAUGUGCCAAUUAAUAAAAUAUAAGUGAAUAGCAAUAUUUGACGUUGUGUAUAAUUUAAGGUAAGUUUAAAGAAAUGCUCUAUUUUUUUUAUUAGGUAAUUUAUUGCGUGACCAUUGAUGACAGUCCAUCAGUCAUAAUCUCUCUAUGGUAUGGUUCAUCGCCAGAGAAAUUUGAUUAACCUAAUAAUAUUGAUACAUAAUAAUAUUAUUGAAUUUAUUUUUAUCCAUCUUUUAGAAUUAGUAUUAAUUAUAAUAAUUACUCUAAUAUAGCUAUUCUCUAAGACUACAAUCUUUAAAGAUAACAAUGAUCUCAUAAAAUAUAUAGUUGUAUAAUUUAAAAUAUUAUAUUAUGGAUUUUAUCCAGCUUCAUAUCAUAAAGUGAAUCGAUAAAUAUUGUAAGAUGAAAGCAUCUUAUUUUUUAAUUAUAAUGGUAUAAAUUAACAUUGCUCUAAUAACUUCUUAAAGUCUUUGAUAAACAUAUAUUUUGUAAAUAGAAACGAUUAAACAUUCUUAAGCUAUUAAUAACUAGAUAAGAUUCAUGUACAGUAUGACUGGUGAGACACCAACGAUAUUAAUAGAGAGUACUCGGUCCUCGAUUCUCGUUCUCAAUAUUGUAUGUAAUAAAAUAAGGUUCUUAAUUUUUUAACAAUUUUCCCUAAAAUAAAUGAAAUUUGAAUACAUUUGAAGAAACCCGCACCUUUUCGUUAGUUAAGCGCAAGCGCCGACAAGUCCGUGCGCCCAGCUCCCCGCUCCCUACAUCCGCGCCCGUGAUUGGCGUGUAAUGCGUGCGUCCGGUCGGGGAGUAAUGCGUCGUGUGAUUAAUUUCUUAGCUUUCGGUUAAGUUUACUAGUAGUCAAUUAAUAAUUAUUUUUAAUGUGAUUUUUUUCUUCAUAUAGGAUCGUCAAAUACCACGUCCUCGAAUAGCGUUAGUAUCUCACUUCUCAUGCUGUAUUGUAUACGUCUACCGGUAUCAUAUGCAUUAUAAAUAUCUAUUACAAAACUUGGCCAACUAAUCUGAUAGACUAAGUUCUAUAACCUGCCUAUUUCCAUAAUUAAUGAAGGCAAUAUUAUAUUUGUAGUUGUAGAUGUCGAUUAGAAUAGGAAUACGUGUUUCUUUUGUCCGUAGUAUUUAAAGUAAUGUAAGCAAUAUAUUGAGUAGCGUAACCCUCUUGUAUGCGAAAGGAGGAUAGCGAGAAAAAUACACAAUAACGCCACUUCUUUCAGUGGGUCCCAAAAUACGUGCGUAUUUUGGGAACAUCAUGGAAACUUAUAAAAAAUUGUAGAACUUAACAAAACUAAUAAAAAAGCAAAUCGUAGUAAGUCAAAAAAAGUGGGAGAAAAAAGAUAUAGCUAAAAAUAAAUUAUAACCUAAAAUUAUUAAUCAAUAUCUAUUGUUCAAUGAAUAAUUUGUAUCUUAUGUCUAUUCAUAAUUACUGUCUGCUAAAAGAUAAUAUAUUAUAUGUGGAAGGUUGGCCAGCAUCUAAUAAUUGAAGAUUCACAAUUCAUUCAUUUUUCAAGCAGGUAUCGAAUCUUUUAAAGAUAACCUACUUAUUUUAGUAUCAAAAAACGAUAAUAAUCUUAUUGAAUCUUAUUUUGAAUUACUGAUUUCAGUAGGUGUAAAUAGUUUGAUGGUGUCGGACUGUCAUGUCAAAAAACUGUAGAUGUCAAUUGCGCAAAACGGUCCGUUAGUGCAAGAUGAUUUAUAUUUUAAUAAAUUAUAAUAACUUAUUUCUUUUGACUCCCAUAUCUUAGCGCCUCAAUAAUUUUUGUAUAAACAUCGUAUAAACUUAAGUUUAUAAUUAAUUUAAACUUGUACUUGUACGAUGCUUCCUUAAUUUUUUAAUUAUGUGGGUCCAUUCUCGACAUCCUUCUUUUGUAAGUCGGUAAAUUAAAAAAUGGUCUCUAGCAAUAAAGAGUAAUGGCGUGCUUAGAUUCAUCCAUGCGUCGUCAGCUCAUGAAACCCCUACCCAUUCUAAAUUCAUGCCAAAAUUACUCUCCAAAUAUUUAGGUAGAAAGUGAACAUAGAAGAUGUCACGAUGGUCAACUUCUGAUGGUGACUGUAGGUACUAGUCCACGCACUUCAGUCAGAGCGAAAUACUUUACUAUUUCGCUUUAGGGCUUGGAUAUUAUUUAUACCAAUAUCUAUUGAAUGCAGAUAGCAGAGCCUAUAAUACAGGCAAUUUCUAUUAGUAAAACUGUAAGAAAUAUCAACAUGAAUUUUAGCUUUAGGCUACGGACAAUUGCUAUUUACCCACGCGAUUUACUCGUUCAUGAGAGUCCUGCCUAAGGAUACCAAUCCUUUGGAUUUUGGAAUAAAAUCCUUAAAACAAGGUUAUAUAUAAUAUAAAUUUUCCAUUUUUUUUUAUAAGUAUGAUUGCGGUUGAAUACGACGAAGAGACGCUUUCUUUAUCUAGCUUAUCAGCCAAUUCGUAUGCUUCUAUGGGUUUCUUCCCCGGUGCCCAUAAAAGAGUAUCAUUUCUUUCUCUAAGUCAAAUUACCUCAUUUUCUCCAGUACUAUCUCCGAUACUGGUCGGGAGGUUAUUCUACAGGAUUUUAAUUGCGUGUGCCAUGCAGUGAGCAUGGUUGUCCCACAUUAUUGCAGUAUCCGUCAAUGGUCAUUUGUAUGCUUGUAAAGUGCGUACAACUGAAUCUGGAAUAUGAUGACCUCUUUAGCUAGGGCUUCUUGAUUUUCACGCUUUACAUUCCUACGCCGACACCGGUACCGACUUCAGCCCAGAAGCCGUCCCUAUGCCAAUUGCUGAUAUGCAUAUCAUCCGAUGAAUAGUUAAUAACGAUAAUAAUUAUCUGAUAUGCUUGUCUUCCGCAGUUUUAUAACAAGUUGCUACAAGCAACUAAGUUGAAUUUCCGGUGAAAACAAUAUUGCUAAUACCCCAUGUAGGAAUAACUAGAUCUUUACUAGACCGAACUAAUUUAGUUUACUUUCAAACUUCUAAGAUGUUUCAAUAGGUAUAGGAUUAGUGAUUAUUUCUUGUAAUGAAUUAUGUGUAUGUCAGACAUCUUCCACGAAUACGUUAUUCGGCAUUCCAUUUUCAAUAAAUGUUAACCUAGAGA
Molecule: messenger RNA, 7439 nt
Organism: Leptidea sinapis
Lineage: Eukaryota; Metazoa; Arthropoda; Insecta; Lepidoptera; Pieridae
Exons: 11
Coding region: 549-1937 (462 amino acids)
Molecular function (GO): ubiquitin binding
Source: RefSeq, a predicted model, not a curated record